Molecule: messenger RNA, 622 nt
Organism: Drosophila mauritiana
Lineage: Eukaryota; Metazoa; Arthropoda; Insecta; Diptera; Drosophilidae
Product: paxillin
Exons: 1
Coding region: 40-603 (187 amino acids)
Cellular component (GO): Z disc; nucleus
Molecular function (GO): transcription coregulator activity
Source: RefSeq, a predicted model, not a curated record
CUUAAAAUUUAUAAUUUGUCUAUCAGAAAGCUGCCUAGUAUGUCCGCUUCGAUUUGCUGUAGAUGCAACGAGAAGAUUUGGCCACGGGCAGUUUGCAGCUUGGGCAAGACGUACCAUCCGCACCACUUCACUUGCAAGGAGUGCGGCCUGGUGGUGGAUCCUAAGCUAUUUUUCGCGGUGGAGGACGACGUGGUCUGCAGCGAGUGCUAUCUGGACAAGCAUGCCGCUCGGUGCUCCGCCUGCCGGACUCCGAUCCUAGAGCGCGGCGUGGCUGCCGCGGAGCGCAAGUGGCACCAAAAGUGUUUCCGGUGCGUGAGCUGCAGCAAGUCGCUGGUCUCGGCGAGCUUCUUCGAAGUCAACGGAUACCUGUUCUGCAAGGCGCACUUCCGGGAACUGUUUUCGUCCCGCUGCGCAGGCUGUGAGAAGCCAAUCGAUCGUCGAGCCGUGGUCGCGCUGAGCACCAAGUGGCAUGCCAAGUGCUUUAAGUGCCACCUCUGCCGCAAAAGGAUCAGCACCCGGGAAUUUUGGAUCGAGAACGGACAACCCAUUUGCGAAGCCUGCCAAACUGUAGUCUCGAGUCCCAGAAAUUUUUCGGCCCCAUAAAUGUGUGGUGUGUAUCUGA